This is a messenger RNA of Arvicanthis niloticus (Nile rat), 2509 nucleotides long. It is a transcript of the gene Rhot2, whose product is annotated as ras homolog family member T2. Gene Ontology annotation, cellular component: mitochondrial outer membrane. Gene Ontology annotation, molecular function: GTP binding; calcium ion binding; GTPase activity. The record is from RefSeq and is a predicted model, not a curated record. Gene Ontology annotation, biological process: mitochondrion organization. Lineage: Eukaryota; Metazoa; Chordata; Mammalia; Rodentia; Muridae.
CAGGAAGUGCGGGGACCUGCGCGGGUUGAAGGAGAGGGUUGGGGUUGGGGUUGGGAUUGGGUCAGCUUGGCCCGCUCCGGGCCAGGAGGGGUGGGUUCGGGGUGCUGCUGCGGGCAGCAGCCAUGCGGCGCGAUGUGCGCAUCCUGUUGCUGGGCGAGGCCCAAGUGGGAAAGACUUCUCUUAUCCUGUCGCUGGUCGGCGAGGAGUUUCCCGAGGAGGUUCCUGCUCGUGCGGAGGAGAUAACCAUCCCCGCCGAUGUCACCCCGGAGAAGGUGCCCACCCAUAUCGUGGAUUACUCAGAAGCGGAGCAGACAGAGGAGGAACUUCAGGAGGAGAUCCACAAGGCAAACGUCGUGUGUAUGGUGUACGAUGUGUCUGAGGAGGCCACCAUUGAGAAGAUCCGAACCAAGUGGAUCCCCCUGGUGAAUGGCCGGACGGCAACAGGGCCCAGGUUGCCCAUCAUCCUGGUAGGCAAUAAGUCAGACCUGCGGCCAGGGAGUACCAUGGAGACCGUGCUGCCCAUCAUGAGCCAGUUUCCUGAGAUAGAGACCUGCGUGGAGUGUUCAGCCAAGCACUUGAGGAACAUCUCAGAGCUGUUCUACUAUGCUCAGAAGGCCGUUCUGCAUCCCACCGCCCCGCUCUAUGACCCUGAGGCCAAACAGCUAAGACCUGCAUGCGCCCAAGCGCUCACACGCAUCUUCAGGCUGUCGGAUCAGGACCUAGACCACAUGCUCAGCGACGAGGAGCUCAAUGCCUUCCAGAAGUCCUGCUUUGGCCAUCCGCUGGCCCCACAGGCCCUGGAGGAUGUGAAGAGGGUAGUGUGCAAGAAUGUGGCAGGUGGAGUGCAGGAUGACCACCUGACCCUAGAAGGCUUUCUCUUCCUGAACACACUCUUCAUCCAGCGUGGCCGGCACGAGACCACGUGGACCAUCCUCCGGCGCUUCGGUUACAGUGACUCACUGGAGCUGACACCUGACUACCUCUGUCCACCGCUCCAUAUACCCCCUGGCUGCAGCACAGAGCUCAAUCAUCGUGGCUACCAGUUUGUGCAGCGGGUAUUUGAGAAGCAUGACCAGGACCAUGAUGGUGUCCUCUCACCCACGGAACUCCAGAGUCUUUUCAGUGUGUUCUCAGUUGCUCCAUGGGGCCCUGAACUCUUAUACACAGUCCCCACUCAGGCUGGCUGUCUGUCCUUGCGUGGAUAUCUCUGCCAGUGGACCCUGGUGACCUACUUGGAUGUCCAGCAAUGCCUUGCGUACCUUGGCUACCUGGGUUACCCUACCCUCUGUGAGCAGGACUCCCAGGCACAGGCUAUCACAGUUACCCGUGAGAAGAGGCUAGACCAGGAGAAAGGGCAGACACAGCGCAGUGUUCUCAUGUGUAAGGUGUUGGGAGCCCGAGGAGUGGGCAAGUCAGCCUUCUUGCAAGCUUUCCUUGGCCACAGCCUUGGGGAAGCCAGGGACUUCCCUGAGGAAUCCCCCAUGCAUACCAUCAAUACAGUGCGGGUCAGCGGACAGGAGAAGUACCUGAUUCUGUGUGAAGUGAAUGCUGACAGCCUUCUGGACACCUCUUUAGACACUACCUGUGAUGUUGCUUGCUUAAUGUUUGACAGCAGUGAUCCCAAGACCUUUGUGCACUGUGCUACCAUAUAUAAGCGUUAUUACAUGGAUGGGCAGACCCCCUGCCUGUUUAUCUCCUCCAAAGCUGACCUCCCUGAAGGUGUUGGCCCCCCAGGCCUGUCACCAGCUGAGUUCUGCCGUAGGCACCGGCUGCCUGCCCCAGCCUCGUUCUCCUGCUUGGGACCAGCCCAGCCCAGUACAGAUGUCUUUACCCAACUUGCUACCAUGGCCACUUUCCCACACAUGGUGCACACAGAGCUGCACCCCACCUCCUUCUGGCUCCGAGGAAUGCUGGUGGCUGUGGGGACUGCGGUGGCUGCUGUCCUUAGCUUCUCACUAUACAGGGUCCUAGUGAAGAGCCGAUGACAAAGGACCCAUGAACCUCUCCUGCCCCCAGGCACAGCACAGCGUGGUGUCUUGUGUGGGCCCACAUGACAGGAUUAUGGGCUUUUAAAGGCCUGGUGGUGUAAUGUCUAUGUGGCUGGCUACAGGGUCCCUGGGGCUGAUGUGGGUUCCUGCUCAGGGACUUGAUAUCUAGAUCUUGGCUUCCAAAAAUCUGUUGCCCUAUUAUAGGCCUGUCCUGCUUCGCCUGAGAGUCCUGGUGCCAGGUGUGAGGCCUUAGCCUUGGAGGGAGUAUUGUGUGUUAGGGGCUAGGCUGUAAAGGAAGUUGGUGACCAGGACCUGACGUUCUCAGGGUGCUCCCUUCUUCCUGGUUCUGUAUGGCCAGUGGACAUGCCGGGGGUAAGAGGUGGUGGUCAAAUCAGGGAGGGACCUGAUAGCCACAGAGUUCCCACCCUUCCAUCAGGUGUGGAGCCUUACCCACGUGGUACCAGCUGCAGAGCAAGUGGAACUGGGUUUCUUGAUUAAACUUCAUUUGUCUUUUCCUUAGA